GUAUCGAAAGGAUCGAUUCUCUUUCAGGUGGCGUGGUUUGUUUUGCAGCUCAUCUCCCGCGUCAUCUAUCACCUCGAAAUCACUCAGCUAGAAGCCGAGACACUAGCAUUUGCGGUUCUCAAUUUCAUCACUUACGUUGUGUGGUGGCACAAGCAUCUCGAUGUGAAAUAUUCUCAUCUAGUCUACUGGAAGUUGACCGAGUCAGAGCUAAAAGGCUACAUUAGUAUUCAUGAGCAUGCCUACGCCCCAAUCAGCUAUAUCGCUACUGAUUAUGUUUACCACAGUAUCCCUGAAGAUGACCCACUCACUGUGUUUAAGAUCUUUACUCCGGUCUUCUGCCCCCUUCACGAAUUGAUGGGCGGGUUUGUUAUCACGUACCACAUCUCCAAAGCUCCGAGUUCCAACAUUUAA
Molecule: messenger RNA, 411 nt
Organism: Suillus subalutaceus
Lineage: Eukaryota; Fungi; Basidiomycota; Agaricomycetes; Boletales; Suillaceae
Exons: 1
Source: RefSeq, a predicted model, not a curated record